Molecule: messenger RNA, 1428 nt
Organism: Serpula lacrymans var. lacrymans S7.9
Lineage: Eukaryota; Fungi; Basidiomycota; Agaricomycetes; Boletales; Serpulaceae
Exons: 6
Coding region: 1-1428 (475 amino acids)
Source: RefSeq, a predicted model, not a curated record
AUGACUCUUGGUCCAAUAUGUAGUGCUAUGUCUGAGAAUGCCUUUGCUUCUGUGUUUAGAAAUACUGUACACCAACUUGCUGUGGAUUGUAACUGGCAUGAACAUACCAACACUUGGAAACAUCUGAAGCCAGGUCAAUCAAAAGUUGACUUACCAACCCAUGUUGGCUUGGCUGCUGUUUUAUAUGCUAUCCGACAAAAUGACGUCAAAUUUGAUGGUGGUCUUGCGUCUGCUCCUGUUAUCAACAAGAGCCUCUUUACUAAAACCAUCAACACAAUGAUAGCCAGACAGGAGAUUGUGCACCCACAAGUGAUGAGUUACCUUGUUGGAGGGGGUGACUAUUACUGCAAUCACUCUUUCAAGUCCAUUAAAUGGCAAUUGUUCGACAGCUUUAUUUGCAGAACUUUGCCUACAACUGACAUGGACACUAACAGUUUACUGCACAAUGAUGAUGCUCUGGAGGAGCCUGCAGAAAACAUUGUUAUGAAUAACAAUGAUCUUAACCCAUUCCAUCAGCGUGAUGAUGUAGAAAACAAUGAGUCUGAGGUGUUCAAAGCUAAAGACCAAUUGAACAUUACUUUCCACAUUGAACCUUUUCGCUCCAUGUCUUUGUGGGAGUUCACAGAAACUACUACAAAAGUCACAAAGGACAGUGAAGUUCAGCAAGUUGCUGGACUCUUGCCCAUCAACCACAAUGUUAAUCACACAAAGCGCAGCCGUAGAGCGGAUAUUAGAGGAGACUUUCACCCUUCCCAUCCCCAAAGUCACUCCCACCUAUUGAGACCAUGGGUCACACUAAAGCCCUCCAAUGACACAUGGCACAAGACUUUUCUUGCACAUAACUUUCCCCCCGCUCUACAAAUGGGAAUCAACAAUAUGAAUGUAGAAAACAAAUGUCGGGAUGCUCGUGACAAGUAUGAGACUGAUAGACACACUCAGCAAACAUCGCCUCUUUUGCACGACAUCUUACCUGGCACUGUCCCAGCAAAUGAUCUUGGCACAAUUGCUGAAACUUUGAACAACAUGGUUGACGACAACAAUUCCACAGAAGCAGAACACUCUGGCAUCAUGGAUAACAUCACUAACUUCCAAUCUCCCCCUCACGGCAAUGCUUUACCAAUUACUGAUGCUGAUCGACCAAUCAUUGACAUGCACACCACUCUCAUGAAGGUCUUAUGGCGCCAAAAAAGAUCUAGGACAUUUCCUCCGGACAUCAACAAUGAACACCACCUAUUGCAAUCACAUAAACAACUUUUCCUCUACAUCUCUGGUGUUGGUGGUGCUGGGAAGAGCCAUGUGAUAAACUGUAUGGUAGAGUUCAUGAAACACUGCAAUGACAAAGGCAAAGUCCUGCUCAGCGCACCAACUGGUUAUGCUGUAGUACUUAUCCAUGGCCACACCAUCCACGCCCUUACCGGUCUCCCAUAA